Pundamilia nyererei is the source of this 1117-nucleotide messenger RNA. RefSeq names its product homeobox protein DBX1-B-like. Gene Ontology annotation, molecular function: DNA-binding transcription factor activity, RNA polymerase II-specific; DNA binding. The transcript is spliced from 3 exons. The coding region runs from base 140 to 982 and encodes 280 amino acids. Gene Ontology annotation, biological process: regulation of transcription by RNA polymerase II; cell differentiation in spinal cord. The record is from RefSeq and is a predicted model, not a curated record. Lineage: Eukaryota; Metazoa; Chordata; Actinopteri; Cichliformes; Cichlidae.
UGCACAAGUGUGUGCGUUUUUGUUUGUGGAAUCGGUAUAAAACCCUACGAGGACGAAGAGCCACCGAGCAGGUCGCUGGACUUCCCUAUUUCUCCUGAAGAAAUCUCUGCUGGACAACAGGAAUUUUGUUGGGACAACUAUGAUGUUUCCCUGCGCUGCUCUGUCGCCUACUCUUUACCCGGGUUUCCUGCGUGUCCCUGCUACUCUCUCCGCGUCACUGAGCGAAUCGGCGGCUCAGGGAAGAGGAACCGGCUUUCUGGUAGAAGAUCACAUAAGCCAACAUGUCGGCUACAUACAUCGAACUUUCUCGUCCCUUAGUUCCGGAGACAUUCUGCCGUUCAGUGCGGGGUCAAGGUCCUUUCCACGUACAACAGAACCAAGCACGGAGACAUCCGGUCAACUCAGCCGCAGCAGCCCCGGAUCUGUGUACGCAGCCAGCCCGGACUACCUGAAGUUCGGCGUCGGUACGAUCCUGGCACCUUCUACAUGGAGUCCCUCUGCCUCUGUGGUUCCUGUCCCAGGAACAUUUUCAUGGCCCCUAAGCCCCAGAGGGAAGCCCAGGAGGGGCAUGCUGCGGCGGGCUGUGUUCUCAGACCUCCAAAGAAAAGGUUUGGAGAGAACCUUCGAGAAGCAAAAAUAUAUUAGCAAACCAGACAGGAAGAAGCUCGCCAGUAAACUGGAUCUUAAAGACACCCAGGUGAAAAUCUGGUUCCAAAACCGCAGGAUGAAAUGGAGAAACUCCAAGGAGAGGGAGCUGCUGUCAACGGGCGGCUGUCGGCAGCAAACCCUCCCCACCAAAACCAAUCCCCACCCAGAUCUCACUGAUGUGGGCAGCACGUACAGCCACAGGCUGAGCAGGAUUGCACCGUACAACCACGAGUCGCAUCUCUGUUGUCAUCAUCGUAACCCUUCGACUCUAUCAGAGUCAGGCAAACAAUCAGAACUGUCACAGUCAGACAGUGAAGAAAUCACAGUUUUAUAAGAGAUUCAGAUUAAUGGAGUAUUCCUAGAAGAUGAUGGAAGUAAAUGAAUUAGCUCUCCAUUUUGCCCUCUAUUUUUUGUACAGUGUUGUGUAUAUUACCUUUAUAGCAUAUCUGCACACACUAAUUAAAGUAUA